AUGCACAAUGGCGUCCUCUACGCUUCGGACUGCUAUCAACAGCCGCCAGGUGUACAUUCGAAUGCAACCGGCGCCUCGCACUCUUUCCCAGAGCAGAGCGGUUUUGAAAUCAUUGCAACAUAUUUCAAAAUUCGAACGUCGACAUCUGGGGGCACGGCAUUUGCGAUCUUUGAAUCACCUGAAUCCGCCUCCAAUGCUAUCAGGGCCUCGCCGUUGACAGUUCCUCUGCCUAGCCCGAAACCGAACACCUCCAACUCCUAUAUCCAAGAACACCCAAGCUCCUCCAAUCCUACAGAGAAUGCCACGCUUCACCCGUCUGACACAUCUGGCGAAGUCAUCCAAUGCACGAUUGCAGAAUCAGAGUAUGACCACAAAGCAAACAUGAGAAAAAACCCAUAUAAUAUGGGGUUUCAAAUCUCAAGGCAUUGGAUGGAGGUGCAGGAUUUAAUGCGCGCACCAGACAACCGAGUUCCUUUGGCUGAAUACGCGGAUUGUUUUACGAAACGGAAAUUUUCGAUGCCGUUUCGAGUUCAAGACCGGUACUUUGAAAGCACGGUUAAGGCGGGAGGAACCUCGUUGAUGCAGAUGUGGAAGCAAGGAUUGGAGGAAGAAAAGAGGAAGAAGGAAGAAGAUGCCAAACGCCUCGAUGCUGAACGCCCUCAACAAAAUACUGAUUCUGGCUGA
This is a messenger RNA of Trichophyton benhamiae CBS 112371, 684 nucleotides long. RefSeq lists its product as uncharacterized. Bases 1 to 684 code for a protein of 227 amino acids. The transcript has 2 exons. The record is from RefSeq and is a predicted model, not a curated record. Lineage: Eukaryota; Fungi; Ascomycota; Eurotiomycetes; Onygenales; Arthrodermataceae.